AUGUCCUUCAAGCUUAACCUCAAAAGAGGAGGUGCCAAAGGUCGUCGAAAAGCUAAUGGAGGCAAAGUCGAUUUCAGUGAUGGUACUAAAGAUGGCCCAGCCAAAGUGACGAUCGACAGCUACGAUGAUCAGGGUGCUAAAAGCAACGAUGUCGCCGUGGAUGCGGUAACUCCACUAGUGAUAAAGCCCCAACAACACGUCACCAGUUUGAUCCAGGCCAAACGGACUCGACGAGUGGUUGAAGCAGAAGAAACUGCUGAGGAUAAAAACAUGGCUCGGCUAUUACUGGACACUAAUCCCAAUAAGGAACAAAACCAACCACGUAUCGAGGCUAAGGGACUCACCAUCAGUGUUACAGAAGACAAUGCCACUUCAGAUAACUCUGACGAUGAUUAUAACCAGGUCCCCGUCGAGGAUUUUGGUGCUGCCAUGCUUCGAGGCAUGGGGUAUACCGAAGAUGAGGAAGAUAAACAAACAGAGACUCCCGCGUCCAAAUUGGCUCAAAUCCUCAAAAAGCGUCAACGAGGCCAAGUAUUAGGUAUUGGUGCUAAGCCGUUAGACGCUGAUCUCCAUCGGAACGUGUUUGGUGAACGGGGAGAUAAGCUUGAAGUGGCAUUAGUCAAGCGACCGAAAAAGGAUACUACGUCGUCAUAA
Diutina rugosa is the source of this 654-nucleotide messenger RNA. RefSeq lists its product as uncharacterized. Gene Ontology annotation, cellular component: spliceosomal complex. Gene Ontology annotation, biological process: mRNA splicing, via spliceosome. The record is from RefSeq and is a predicted model, not a curated record. NCBI's taxonomy places the organism in Eukaryota, Fungi, Ascomycota, Pichiomycetes, Serinales, Debaryomycetaceae. The transcript has a single exon. The coding region runs from base 1 to 654 and encodes 217 amino acids.